Molecule: messenger RNA, 1134 nt
Organism: Sus scrofa (pig)
Lineage: Eukaryota; Metazoa; Chordata; Mammalia; Artiodactyla; Suidae
Gene: RIDA
Product: reactive intermediate imine deaminase A homolog
Cellular component (GO): mitochondrion; cytosol
Molecular function (GO): deaminase activity
Source: RefSeq, a predicted model, not a curated record
CCCAGCCCCGGGUGACGCUUUAAAACAGGAACUCCAGCCCCGGCUGAUUAGUCUCCAGAAACGCCAGUGGGAACGCUUUACGAGGUUGUUGUCUAGGAGUGGCCUCCAGAGAAAAGCGUUAGCAUGUCGGCUUUGGUCAGAAAGGUGAUCAGUACUGUGAAAGCCCCAGCGGCCAUUGGUCCUUACAGUCAAGCUGUGUUAGUCGACAGGACCAUCUACAUUUCAGGACAGAUAGGCAUGGACCCUGCAAGUGGACAGCUUGUGCCAGGAGGAGUGGUAGAAGAAGCUAAACAGGCUCUUACAAACAUGGGUGAAAUUCUGAAAGCUGCGGGCUGUGACUUCACGAAUGUGGUAAAAACAACCGUUUUGCUGGCAGACAUAAAUGACUUCAGCACCGUCAACGACAUCUACAAACAGUAUUUCCAGGGUAAUUUUCCUGCAAGAGCUGCUUACCAGGUUGCUGCUUUGCCCAAAGGAGGCCGUGUUGAGAUUGAAGCAAUAGCCAUCCAAGGACCUCUCGUGACCGCAUCACUUUAAGUGGGCCCAGUGCUAUUUAGUCCAGAAUUUUAAUAAUGUUUUUAAAUUAAUAUCUUAAUUUUUACAGUUGAUGUUGGAAAGUGUAAAGCCAACUGAAACAUCUCAAGUUAUUUUGGAGACACCAUAUAAUAAGGGGAACUGAAGAUUAAUGAUGAAUCUAGUUAGCAAUGUUGUGAGUUACACUUAGGUAACAUGUAUUACUGGGUGUGGGAAAAAGACACACGUAUGACACAGUUGCUCAGAUAAAUGAAAGUAAAGGGAAAUAACAUGUAGGAAAGAUGAAAAGUUACUAUUCUUGAGAAAUAAAGAGCACACCUAAGUCAGUUAAACCUUAUUAAUUUAAUGAUGUGAAAUAUUUAGUCUCAUGUCAGGUAUAUGAUUCUGCUUUUACUUGAGUAAAAUUUAAGUUUGAAUGGUAGAGGUAAAGAAGAAGAAACUGGACCAAAAUUUUAUAUAGAUAGUAUUUUUCUAAUUUCUAGUGGGAAUAAUACAGCACGCAGAUUUCCCUUGGGGUGAUUCCGUUCACUUUUUUAACAGUUUAAUUUAUACAUUAAAUCACAUUGCUUAAAUAAAAGUGGAAGAACCAUGAAGUUUAAA